AUGGCGACCCCGAUAGCGCCCCAAGUUGUGGUGGUAGACUUCCACCAUGCUCGCGGGCCUGAGGUGGAAUUCUGGGUCGAACCGGUCGGCGAGAAUCUCGCCAAGAACAACGACUGGUCGCUUCUGCCGUUCAUGGCUCUAUCCGACGGUGCACACGCCAUGCUCGAGGACUUCUCUUAUUUCGCGCUCCUCGACAAAGGCGAUGUGUCUCCCACUCCAGCAGUUGAUAAGAUCUCGGCCGAUGUUGACACCACGAGCGUCACUAAGGACGCAGAGAGUCAAAAUGACCAGUCGACGACGACGACGACGACGACGAAGGAAACGCAAUCCCCGCCAAUGCCACGCGGCAAAGGUGGUGAUCUGCCUGCCACGGCAACGAGUCUCUUCGGCAUCGCUUGCACGAGGCAGAUCAAGUCGGACAGGUUGAAGCGGAGGUCUGCCAGCGUAACGAGGAGUACGGUGCAGAAGGCCGUGGUCGUCAUUUCGCAGACCGCGAGGGGUAUGGGAGAGUUGAGGGAGCGCCUGGGUGUCGUCACUGCCGCUUGGUUUGCUCAGGAGGACUUCUCCGAUAUCACCAUUUUAAAGGUAUGUCUUGAUGGCCUUGACGAGGUUUCUGAUGCUCAAGGCCCUGACCGUCGGAUCGGGGCGUUGUAG
This is a messenger RNA of Exophiala bonariae, 654 nucleotides long. RefSeq lists its product as uncharacterized. The transcript has 3 exons. The coding region runs from base 1 to 654 and encodes 217 amino acids. The record is from RefSeq and is a predicted model, not a curated record. Gene Ontology annotation, cellular component: cytoplasm. NCBI's taxonomy places the organism in Eukaryota, Fungi, Ascomycota, Eurotiomycetes, Chaetothyriales, Herpotrichiellaceae.